UACAGGAGAUUAGCGGUUUAAUCCAAGUGCUUGGCGUCCUCAGUGGGAUACAGAUUGGCCCCACUCUCGAUGCGCGAGGGGUUGAUAUCGCCCACAACCCUCAUUCCUCUAAUGCAGCCAUGUAUACUUCUCGACCAUGGCAACCACCAGGUGUACCUCUCGGUUCAAACGCCCCCUUUACGGACAUUGGAACUGCCGUUUAUCCAUGUCUUCGUGUACAUGCCGUUCACCGUCCCUUUCGCUGCGCCGCGUGUCCUGCCUCUUUUGCUCGCAAUCAUGAUCUCAAACGUCACGCUAAACUCCACGACAAAAAGGCGUGGCAAUGUGCAGGCUGUGAUAAGAUGUUUUCGCGUCGCGACGCGAUCAAGCGGCAUAAGAAUAAUAGUCGCGCUCGUGGUGGGAAGGGCGAAGUUUGUGUGAGCGCGGCUAUCAGGGAGGUUGAGCUGGACAAGGAAGCCGAAGAUGAAAUCGUGAGGGAGGGGAGGCGCGCGAAGAUGUGGAGCGACAUAGUCGGAAGUCAGAUAGGAGGUGCGGUAGCGUACGGUACGUCUGUAGAGCACAGCGGCUUGGAAGAAGGAGAAAUACGAAGGGAACUCGUCGGGCGGGUACGGUCAGCUGUGAUGAGUUUGCAUGGUGUUUUGCAGGCUCAUGUGUCCAGUGCACUCGGAACACCUUCCGAUCAAGCAGUGCCUCCACUACACCUUGAUCCCACGGGAGGACAAGCAACACUGGCUAGCGUGAUUGCUCGAGCACAGCUGCAAGCCUUACCCUCGCAAAUGCAGCCGCCGCAGGGCCCGCCCAUAGCGCAACAUAGCCAUGCUGAGUCUCCUGCUGCGUCGGCAUCGCGUGAUGGCCACGUUACUGGGUAUGACGAUAUUCAAGCAGACUACGCCACUGCACAAGACGACUUGCAACCCCUGCCUAGUACAUCACCUGGACCUGCAUUAUCUUUAUACGGUUUAUCUGAGGAGCAGACCAAGUUGUUGGAGCAAGCGAUUGCUAACGCCGCAUCGGCUGCUCAGGCUCAAGCUGAAGCUGAGGCGGCAAUGGAAGAAGAAGAGGAUGAUUAUGAGGAAGACGAGGAGGAGUACGAGGAGGAGAACCAAGCCAUUUCAAUCCCUGCAUGAGUGUUGUUUGUAGUCAUAAUGUUAUCUAUUCUCAUGUGUGUGAAGCGGCAUAUUAAAUGAUACUGUAUUGCUAUUGUCCUUCAAUCAUGUGUGUCGUGUCAUCACCAUCAUAAUCUCCCCAAAUGCUGGAAUUUUAUCCAUAUCGUACACCAAGUGUCCCGUCUACAGCAGCGAUCAUGAUC
Messenger RNA from Serpula lacrymans var. lacrymans S7.9, 1309 nucleotides. RefSeq lists its product as uncharacterized. Gene Ontology annotation, biological process: regulation of transcription by RNA polymerase II. The record is from RefSeq and is a predicted model, not a curated record. Lineage: Eukaryota; Fungi; Basidiomycota; Agaricomycetes; Boletales; Serpulaceae. Gene Ontology annotation, molecular function: RNA polymerase II cis-regulatory region sequence-specific DNA binding; DNA-binding transcription factor activity, RNA polymerase II-specific. The coding region runs from base 120 to 1127 and encodes 335 amino acids. Gene Ontology annotation, cellular component: chromatin. The transcript is spliced from 2 exons.